UUAUUGUCAUGGGAGAUUUCAAUGCUGUUCCUUCUCCAAAUAUAGAUAGAAAUAACGACAACAAUUCCUACACACCAGAAAGCGAAAUUUUUCCAUUACUUUCAAGUAGAGACCUUAUUGAUUGCUAUAGGGUCAUUUAUCCUGAAUCUAGUGGAUACACAUGGCAAAGAGAUAACUCUUCAGAACAGAGUCGAAUUGAUGCUAUCUGGAUCCCACAAAAAUGGG
Molecule: messenger RNA, 225 nt
Organism: Diversispora eburnea
Lineage: Eukaryota; Fungi; Glomeromycota; Glomeromycetes; Diversisporales; Diversisporaceae
Source: the annotation of a GenBank genome assembly